UGCUUGAGCGUGGUGGUCCUCAGACAGGACCGCUCGGACAGGGAACCAAGCGCCCGUCUGGGAACUCUAUUGUCAGCCAACAGAAGAUUUUUGGGCGUUGGCAACACACCCUGGAUGAAGACACAAUGGAGAGUAAGAAAAAAGCCAUGGAUGAGCUGGUGUCGGAGCUGCGUGUCUUCCUGGACCUCCUGGAUAUGGAGUACCUGAGCACGGGCGUCCGGGAGAAGAAGGCCCACAUCUCCAACAUCCUCAACCGCAUACUCAACGCUCAGGAGCCCUCCUAUAAGGCUGAGAUCCACAGCUCGCUCCCUGCCCCUCCACAGAUGCCCCUGCCAGAGAUCCCUCACCCCUGGCUGCCUCCAGACAACGGUCCGCCUCCGUUGCCGAGUUCCUCCCUGCCAGAGGGUUACUAUGAGGAGGCCGUACCCCUCAGCCCUGGGAAAGCCCCGGAGUACAUCACCUCCAACUACGACUCGGAUGCCAUGAGCAGCUCGUACGAGUCGUACGACGAGGAGGAGGAGGACGGCAAGGGCCAGAAGAUGCGUCACCAGUGGCCGAGCGAGGAGGCCUCCAUGGACCUGGUGAAGGACGCCCGCAUCUGCGCCUUCUUGCUGCGCAAGAAGCGCUUCGGACAGUGGACCAAGCUGCUGUGCGUCAUCAAGGACAACAAGCUACUGUGCUACAAGUCCUCUAAAGACCAGACGCCCCAGAUGGAGCUGGUGCUGUCGGGCUGCAGCAUCACCCACGUGCCCAAGGACGGCAAGAAGAAGAAGCACGAGCUGAAGAUUGUCCACCAGGGGGCAGACGCCCUCGUGCUGGCCGUCCAGAGCAAGGAGCAGGCCGAGGAGUGGCUAAAGGUGAUGAAGGAGGUGUGUGCUAGCGGUAAUGGACACAUUGAGACAGAUGGAGUGGGCUCCGGAUCUCCUGUACACAAGGCUGAACUGGAAAAGAAGUUGUCCUGUGAUCGACCCAGCUCAGACGGGGAGCCUGUUCACGAGAACGGCGUAGCAGACACAAAGGACCACGCCAAAGGGAAGGAAGGGAAGAAGAACUCUAAGUCAGAGCAGAAGCAGAGCACCGUGGGUAAGACUGCGGGGAAGAAGAUCACAAAGAUCAUCGGUCUGGGAAAGAAGAAGCCAUCCACUGAUGAGCAGACCUCCUCCGCAGAGGAAGACGUGCCAACCUGCGGCUACCUGAACGUGCUGUCCAAUAACCGUUGGCGCGAGCGCUGGUGCCAGCUGCGGGACAACCAGCUGCUGCUGCACAAGGACCGCACAGACCUGAAGAGCCACAUCGCGGCCCUGCCCCUGCGCGGCUGCGAGGUCAUCCCUGGCCUGGACUCCAAACACCCCUUCGCCUUCAGGCUGCUACGCAACGGGCAGGAGGUGGCCGUGCUGGAGGCCUCCUCUUCUGAGAGUAUGGGUCGCUGGUUGGGGGUGCUGCUGGCUGAGACGGGCUCCACUACGGACCCUGCGGCGCUGCACUACGACUACAUCGACGUGGAGACUACGGCCAACGUCAUCCAGCUGGCCAAGCAGUCCUUCUGUUUUACGAGUAAGCGUGCAGUGUCCCCCAACCCCUAUCUGGACAACCCCGUCAACGGCUAUGCCUACCCAUCUGGAGUGGCCCUGCACUACGAUGAUGUCCCCAUUAAUGGAACGCUGAAGGAGGAGGUACACUAUGAGAAUGCUGAGCUUGAGCUGUAUGAGAACAUGCCCUCGCCCAAGCUAGCGGCGCGCUACCCUCCCAAAAAGGCCACCGCGGCCUCCUCCUCCUCCACUAAGCCUUCCUCCGGUACCUCAUCUGCCGGCCACUACAAAACCCCUGUCUCCUCUAAAGCACUGUCUUCCUCGUCUGCUGCUAACCCUAACUCUCCUUCUCAGCUGAAGGGGAAGAAGGGCUUGGCCACCAACGGGACGGCCAAUAAGAAAGCGGAUAAGAACCAGGCCAAGAAGGGCACCGCCGUCACCAAUGGCAACCACCAUCACACAGCCGCACCGGUCAAACGCGUCAACUCCAGUGUGGACCAGUACAAGUAUGGGAAGAACCGCGUGGAGGCGGACGCCAAGCGCCUGCAGGCUAAAGAGGAGGAGCUGACCAAGAGGAAGCAGGAGAUCCGCAACCGCCUCACGCAGCUCAAGAAGGACCGCCGGGACCUGCGCACCGCCAUCGAGGCCAACACCGGCAAGCGUGCUGCGACGAGCCUGUCGGACCGCUUGAAGCGCGUGGAAGACGAGUGUCGCAAGAAGGAGGAGGAGCGCGUGGAGCUGGAGCUGGAGCUGACGGAGGUGAAGGAGAGCCUGAAGAAGGCCCUGAGCGGAGGAGUCACGCUGGGACUCACCAUCGAGCCCAAGGCCACCUCCUCCUCCAGCCCACAGUCUCCUGUGUUCAUGCGGCGUACGACGGAGAACUCUCCCCUGUCGAGCUGUGACACCAGUGACACAGAGACCUGUUCCCUGCCUGUCAACAGUGCCUCACUGCUGCGCCGCACGGUGGCACACAAGACACCCCCCGUACGCGGACACGUGCUCAGGAAGGCCAAGGAAUGGGAGAUGAAGACUGGCACAUAAAAAAAAAACUUUUGUUUUCUCUUCCUUGAUUUUCACUUUACAAAUGUAAAUAUUUAUUUAUAACUUGCAUAUAGGAAGGAUGCUGAAGAGGAGUCCAGCUUAGAUCACAUGGUGCAUGACAAACAAAAAAAAGACCCAGGGGCCUCCAUUGUAUUUUCUUUUUUGUUUUAAAUUUCUUCCACAAGUUGCUUCGAUUAUAUCUGCCCACAAAAGAGACGGGCAUUUGUAUCAUUCACUACCACUGUCACUACUUUCUGAAGCUUUUACAUUUUUGUAUCAUGCUGUUCUGCUUCCAAUGUUGGGGAGCGUUUCUCGAAAGCGUUGUUGUUAGCCAAUUAGCAACUUGGGUAGUUGCCAAUGGGAAAUUCCAUGGCAAACAACAAAGUAACUAACGUAGCUAGCAACUAUGGUUUCGAGAAUGUAUCCUUGCACAGUCAUACAGGUUCAUAAACCAGCACGUAGCCAUCAGUUGCUAAAAACAACACAUGUAUCUCUCAGUAUCCGUUUUACAGCCAUCUUUCAAUAGGAAGACCCUAAGUAUUUAUUUGUAAAUGUUUUUGUUUUUUAAGUAAAUCCCAGUGAUUUGGUUUGUCCAUUUUUUAUUUAUGUUAAUAUUUAAAGUUUGUUUUCAGUUUUUUAUAGUCUCAUCUUCGUAACAGCCAUUUUCACAGCCAUUUGUGCGAAUGUUUGUAUGUGUGGAUGUCUGUGUCUUUG
Messenger RNA from Engraulis encrasicolus (European anchovy), 3284 nucleotides. It is a transcript of the gene afap1, whose product is annotated as actin filament associated protein 1. Gene Ontology annotation, molecular function: SH2 domain binding; SH3 domain binding. Gene Ontology annotation, cellular component: cytosol. Bases 126 to 2570 code for a protein of 814 amino acids. The transcript has 18 exons. Lineage: Eukaryota; Metazoa; Chordata; Actinopteri; Clupeiformes; Engraulidae. The record is from RefSeq and is a predicted model, not a curated record.